UGUAUUUUUGUUAAGUAACCGGUGUCUGGGAAAUAAAUCGAUUGGGCGAAUUUGGCUUUUCAUUUACACCAUCCCCACAUAAUUUGGGGGCUCGUCCGGGAUACGGGAUGGUGGAAUAAAGAAAAAACAGACGAAGACUAUGAUGCCGGUGAUUUAACUUGAUUAAGAAUUUACGAAUUACGAACGAAGACUAAGAUUUAAAGAAGCUUAUGAUUAUACGAUUACGACUUGAAGACUAUAAAACUUUUUAUUUACAUUAUUCAACAUGCCGCCGAAACGAGUAAAAGAUGAUGAUGAUUGUGGUGAACCAUCGCCGCGUAUUUCCUUCAAUGACUUAGAGAAAUCAAUGACGCCAUUUUCGGGUGAUGAUGCCUAUGGCAUCGAAACAUUCGUAAAAGAUUUUGAAGAUAUUUCCUCUUUAAUGCAAUGGGGCGAAAUAGAAAAACUCAUAUUUUCGAAGCGGCUUCUCGCGGGAACCGCCAAGCUAUUUUUACGUUCACUAAGUGGGACCACCACGUGGGAUACACUUAAGUCUGAGCUCCGUGAGGAAUUUGGUAAGAAGUUGAACAGUGCAACUGUUCACAAGAGACUUUCAACUCGCCGGAUGAAGAUGAAUGAGACUCAUCAGCAAUAUUUUUUACAUAUGAAGGAACUUGCAGUACUUGGGAAUGUUGAAGAUGAAGCCCUGAUGGAAUAUGUCAUCGACGGUAUUAAAGACAGAAGAUUCAAGGUGAAAAAUUGUUAUCUUAUAGUUCAGGAACAACAGAAACUUUAACUGGAAUAGCUGAAAGGGAAAUUUAUACAAAAGGAUCUUUCACAGCAAAAAUUGAAAUUGAUGAUUGUUAUUUUGAAACUUUAUUUUAUGUUGUUGAUGAUGGCGCUAUCCCUGUCAACAUUAUAUUAGGAAAUCCUGUACUGAAAGAAGUAGAAAUCAAUUUUAAAUCUGGAACUAUCACUGCAACAAGAAUAUUACACCUUACAAUGCUAGAGAAUGAAAAUAAAGAUAUCACAAAUAUUGAAAAUAAAGAAUAUAAGAAUAAAAUACAGAAUAUUAUAAAAGAAUAUAACCCCAAAAGAUGUACUAAA
Messenger RNA from Colias croceus (clouded yellow), 1086 nucleotides. RefSeq lists its product as uncharacterized. The transcript has 2 exons. The record is from RefSeq and is a predicted model, not a curated record. NCBI's taxonomy places the organism in Eukaryota, Metazoa, Arthropoda, Insecta, Lepidoptera, Pieridae. Bases 266 to 775 code for a protein of 169 amino acids.